AGCAUUCAUUCAUCCAAGUAAAUGACGAUGUAUCUCGGCGCAUUUCGGGCAACACUAAGACGAACGGGCAAUUGUGCUUUUUCUACAGGGACAAGGGUGUUGUUGGCUGGAAGACCCAAAAUCUACACUAAAACGGGAGACAAAGGCACAUCUGCUCUUUUUACUGGAGAACGCAGACCCAAAGAUGACGUCGUCUUUGACGCGUUAGGCACAAACGACGAGCUGUCAUCGUCAAUCGGUUUGGCCCGUGAGUUCUGUUUGGAUCAAGGUGAAGGGCUUAAUGGGAUGAUCGGGCAACUGGAACAGAUUCAAUGUUUGUUACAGGAUAUCGGGUCCAAUAUUGCGACACCUCGGGACUCCGCUACAGCUCCACGUCUUGCCCGAACUGAAUUUGAUUCGGAUGGCCAACAUGUCCAGGAUCUGGAGACCUGGAUAGAUACUAUGGAUCAGGAAUUACCUCCGCUGACCAGCUUCAUCCUUCCUUCUGGAGGCAAGGCUGCUGCUGCGCUUCAUAUUGCAAGAUCUGUAAGUCGUCGGACUGAAAGAAGAGUCGUGCCGCUGGCGCAGGAACAAAGGGUCGAUAAGAGUGUGGCUGUCUAUUUGAACCGAUUGAGCGACUAUUUAUUUACAUGUGGACGAUAUGCUGCCAUGAAGGCAGGUCGUCAAGAGGCUGUUUAUAAAAAACCCAGAGCGCCGCGGGUUAAAAAAAAUUCUUCAAUUGCAACGGCAUCAGAAGAAGAAUAGUUACAAUAAUAAUAAUAAUAAUAAUAAUAAUAAUAACAAUAAUAAAAAGG
This is a messenger RNA of Lobosporangium transversale, 794 nucleotides long. RefSeq names its product Adenosylcobalamin biosynthesis, ATP:cob(I)alamin adenosyltransferase-like protein. Gene Ontology annotation, molecular function: corrinoid adenosyltransferase activity. The record is from RefSeq and is a predicted model, not a curated record. Lineage: Eukaryota; Fungi; Mortierellomycota; Mortierellomycetes; Mortierellales; Mortierellaceae. The transcript is spliced from 5 exons. Bases 22 to 744 code for a protein of 240 amino acids.